CCCUUUCUUUUCCUUUCUCCCUUCAAUUUAUAAAUAACCACAGCUGCUGAGGCUUAUGCAUACGAAAAAGAAACAGCCUUUCUCCCUCUCUGUGAAAUCAACUGAUCUUCGAUCGAUCAAUCAAUCAAAAAUGGCAACGACAGCUGAGAAAAGAAAGCCGGUGUUCAUCAAAGUAGAAGAACUCAAGCCUGGCACCAAUGGUCACAAUCUCACUGUCAAAAUUCUUGAAUCUAAACCAGUCCCUGUCCCUAAGCCACGUCGUGCUCCUAUGUCUCUCUCUCAACGCCCUCAACGCCCUUCUCGAAUCAAUGAAUGUCUUGUUGGUGAUGAAACUGGUUGUAUUGUUUUCACUGCAAGAAAUGAACAAGUUGACAUUAUGGAGCCUGGUGCCACUGUCAUCCUGCGCAAUGCCAAGAUUGACAUGUUCAAGGGGUCUAUGAGGCUUGCCGUAGACAAGUGGGGACGUGUUGAAGUUGCAGAACCUGCUAACUUUGCAGUUAGAGAGAAUAACAAUCUUUCUCUGGUGGAGUAUGAAUUGGUUACUGUUCAAGCAUGAUUAGCGUUUCUUAUGGGAGUGAAUAUUUCAAAUUUAGUAAAGACUUGAUUAUUGUUCCCUGGUUGUGAACUAUAACUUAUAUAUGAAGCCUAAGAUAUGCUCAGAAGUUGUAAGUUUUAGCAAUAUUGCGUUGUUAAUGCCACAAUUAUCAGAUUGAGAAUGAAAUACUAGUUAAAUGUGAUUAGCCAAA
Molecule: messenger RNA, 746 nt
Organism: Populus euphratica (Euphrates poplar)
Lineage: Eukaryota; Viridiplantae; Streptophyta; Magnoliopsida; Malpighiales; Salicaceae
Exons: 2
Coding region: 56-556 (166 amino acids)
Source: RefSeq, a predicted model, not a curated record